This is a messenger RNA of Suillus clintonianus, 498 nucleotides long. RefSeq names its product RNA pol II accessory factor, Cdc73 family-domain-containing protein. Gene Ontology annotation, biological process: positive regulation of transcription elongation by RNA polymerase II; transcription elongation by RNA polymerase II. The record is from RefSeq and is a predicted model, not a curated record. Gene Ontology annotation, cellular component: Cdc73/Paf1 complex. NCBI's taxonomy places the organism in Eukaryota, Fungi, Basidiomycota, Agaricomycetes, Boletales, Suillaceae. Gene Ontology annotation, molecular function: RNA polymerase II complex binding. The coding region runs from base 1 to 498 and encodes 165 amino acids. The transcript has 3 exons.
AUGUCAUUCGCAGCAGCGGAGUCAACGACACUUCCAUGGACACCUACUCACCCUGCCAGUGGUGCAGCCACUAUACCCUUCAUUACCUCAAAGCGAGCAGCGCAUGCUGCAGAAGCCACCACCACUCCCUCAAAGCGACGUUAUAUUGCCGAAGUCGUAAAUCUGUACCCUAUCAUCAUGAUUUCCUCCUCUCAGACUGCCCUUAUAACUAUACAUGACGUCAAGCGUUUCCUGCAAGAAUCACUUUUCGAGUCUUCCUCAGCGGCACGCGAACGUGCUACAUCUGCUGGAAACUCCCGCGCUGAGGAUGUCAUUCACAUUGACAGGCGGCGAGUACCGCCUUCCUCGUCGUCGCAGCCUACGCCUCGCGGAGAUAUUCAAUGGUACUUUGUUGUUGAUAGCACUGACGCGUUGCAGAAAUAUGGCGUGGAUGCACGGGAACGUGUUGUCUGCGUGAUGAGCACCGGCCAAGCCUGGCAGUUGCGUCCGUACAUGUAG